Molecule: messenger RNA, 2502 nt
Organism: Dimorphilus gyrociliatus
Lineage: Eukaryota; Metazoa; Annelida; Polychaeta; Dinophilidae
Source: the annotation of a GenBank genome assembly
AAUGAAACAAGAUGCAGUUGCAAAAGGUUGUAAAACUGCGUUUGCGUACGAAAAGGCUUUAAGAAGUCUCAGAAAGUAUCCUUUAGUUUUGGAAUCAGGAGCCGAAUGUAAAAUCUUGGAUGGUUUUGGUAGUAAAAUUUGUAAAGUACUUGACGAAAAGCUUGCGGACUAUGUAUCAAUCUAUGGAACAAAAAAGCCGAUUGACGGAAUUAUAACGGCUUCUUACACAAUUGGAUCGAUAUCGAGAAAGAGAACUCGCACUAAUCCUUCUUAUCAGGCAGGCACAAGUGAUAAAGAUAAGAAGGAAGUUGGCGAAAUCUUAACUAUUGAAGCUAACUUGCCUAACGCAAAAGAUACUGAAGAUAUAAGAGACAAAUCUUCAAACGAUGUGAAGAAAGUAAAACAUACCUCAUCUGACAAACAAUAUAUUCCUCAAAAAGGAUCAGGCGCUUACGCAAUAUUACUUACCUUAUACAACGAAUCUAAGAAAACUGAAUUUCCAGGCUUCCUAAAGAAGGAUGAAUUAAUUGAAAAGGCUCAACCAUUAUCAACUAAAUCAUUUAUUAGUUCUGAAAAUAGUUCUAGAUAUACAUCAUGGUCGUCGAUGUCUACUCUUAUCUCAAAGAAUCUCGUUGAAAAAUUCUCCAAUCCAGCGAAAUAUAAAUUAACCGAUGCUGGAAAAUCUCUUGCUUCAACAAUGAACAACUCUUCUGGGGAUGAUAAUUUCGCUAGUCCAUCUUCACUUUCUCCUGCAAAAUUUUCGGAAAUAUCUAAUGAAUACGAAGAUUUUGUUUCACCUAUAAGAAAUCCAAAUUUAAAAUCAUCUUGUAUAUCAUCCAACUCUUUCGACAUAUCUUCGAAUAUAAACAACUUUUCAUCUACUCCCUUGAACGACGACAAACUCGUGUCAAUUUCUCCUGAAAAGUUAUCGGACAAUGACGAGAUACAAUUUCUUGGGGAAACGUUGAAUAGCAGUAAAGGUCACACAUCUAUACCAAUAACAGAAGAUAUUGAAGUAGUUUGCGUUGAAGACUGUAAGAAAAUUGAAAAAACACGAUCUUUUGCUUUUUCCGAUUCGGAUUCCGAUGAUUUGCCUGAUCUAGAUGUAUUUAUUAAAAGAAAAAUUGAUAAAAACGCCUGUAAAAAACCAUCAAAGUCUACAGAAGAAAUUUCGUAUCACGAGUCAUCUUCUUUGGAUAGCUAUACGAAAUUUAAUGAUAGACAGAAACAAAACAGUCCAAAGAUAGAUGAGUUAAAAAUAGUGGAAAGUUCUAAACGUAACCCACUAAAAACUUCAUCUUUCACUGAUGAUUUGGAACCGAAACGGCCUGUGCAAAUAUCCGAAACACCACUAUUCACGCUAAGACCAAACGAAUUUGAAAUUAUUCUUAUAGUUGAUAAUAGCGAACAUUACGGAAACCAAAAGGAAACUGUUGUAAAGUAUCUUGAUAGACAUAGGAUAAGAACGGAAUUAAGGAGCUUGAAUGUUGGUGAUUUCUUGUGGAUAGCUAGAGAGAAAGGUGAGCCAAGAAGGGAAAUUGUCCUAGAUUAUAUUAUUGAACGGAAACGUAUGGACGAUCUUGCAAAGAGUAUCUGCGAUGGACGUUAUAGAGAACAGAAAGUACAGAUUUUUCAAUAUACUAAUUUCUUCAAACUCGUAUUAGCUCUUUUUUUUAUUAAAAGUUUCGCCUUCGUAACUGCGGGAUAAGGAAUUGUAUAUACGUAAUUGAAGAAUAUGGAUCAUCAGCACAUUAUAGCCUUAAUGAAGAUGCUUUAAAACAAGCAAUCACCAAUACAGAAGUAAUUGAUAAAUUUUUUGUCAAAUACACAAAGAAUUUAGAUGAUACGGGCAUUUAUAUAUCAGCUAUGACUAGAUAUCUACAAUCUAUGUAUUCGUCAAAGUUUCUCAUAGCCCAUUCAAAGAAAUACGUUGAAGCUAACUGUAGUAAAUACGAUGAUAGCGAAGUUUGUCUAAUGAAUUAUAAUGAAUUUAACGAAUUUUCUUUAAAAACUAAACCUUUGACUAUAAAGGAAAUGUUUGCUAAACAACUAUUACAAUUGCAUAGUGUUACACCCGAGAAGGCUUUAGCUAUUGUUGAAACAUUUUCAACCCCUUAUAAAUUUAUUAAAACAAUUAAAUCGUCAAAAAGUGAUAAAGAAAUUGAAGAUAUGAUAUCAAAAAUCAAAUUUGGUCCAACAAAUCGGUAAGUAUUUAAAGAAUUCCUAGUUUAUUUGUAAUUUAUUCAUUCAAUUAUCAUCUCUACAGCUGUAUAGGAAAAUCAAUUGCAACUCAACUAAGAAUCAUUUAUACUCACCAAUCAGGUUAAUAAAUAUUUUACUCCUAUUCAAAUUUUUAACAAACCUGGUAGGUAUAUUUUAAAAAUAGCCGUGAAAUUAUUCAAAGGGGUUUUUUUUUGCCCAUUCAAAAUAGAUGAAUAUAGAUUUUAUAAUGAACCAUUGUUGUUAUUCUUCUUCGUUCAAGAAAGAUUUUUAAUAGAGAAA